AUGGGCUACACCGACGUCGACAGGCUCGCGAUCAACACGAUCCGCGUGCUGGCGGCCGAUGCCACUGCCCAUGCUAACUCGGGCCACCCGGGUGCCCCAAUGGGCAUGGCUCCCGUUGCCCACGUUCUGUUUAACCGGUUUCUGAAGUUCAACCCCAAGAACCCGCAGUGGCUCAACCGCGACCGCUUCGUCCUCUCUAACGGGCACGGGUGCAUGCUGCAGUAUGCUCUCCUCCACCUCUACGGCUAUGCCCUCUCGAUCGAUGACUUGAAGGCGUUCCGGUCGGUCGACAGCAUCACUCCCGGCCACCCCGAGGCCCAUGACACCCCCGGCAUUGAGGUCACCACCGGUCCCCUCGGCCAGGGUAUCAGCAAUGCUGUUGGUCUCGCCCUCGCCCAGGCACACACCGCCGCCGUCUUCAACAAGCCCGGGUUCGACCUGGUUGACAACUACACAUACGCCUUCCUCGGCGAUGGCUGCUUGAUGGAGGGUGUCUCGUCCGAGGCCUCGUCUCUGGCCGGCCACCUCCAGCUCGGCAACCUGAUUGCCGUGUGGGACGACAACAAGAUCACCAUCGACGGUGACACCAACCAGGCCUUCACCGAGGACGUCGUGAAGCGGUACGAGUCGUACGGCUGGCACGUCCUGACCGUCGAGGACGGCGACCACGACCUCGAGGGCAUCGAGGCCGCCUUCAACAAGGCCCGCGAGGUCAAGGACAAGCCCACCCUGAUCCAGCUCAAGACCAUCAUCGGGUUCGGCUCCAAGCAGCAAGGCACCCACGGCGUGCACGGCGCGCCCCUCAAGGCCGACGACAUCAAGCAGCUCAAGGAGAAGUUCGGCUUCAACCCGGAGCAGAGCUUCGCCGUGCCCCAGGAGGUGUACGACCUGUGCAACAAGGUGGCCUCCUCGGGCGCCGCCCAGGAGCAGGAGUGGAACCAGUUGUUCGCCAAGUACGCCGAGCAGUACAAGGCCGAGCACGCUGACCUGGCCCGCCGCCUGGCGGGCGAGCUCCCCGAGGGCUGGGAGAAGCAUCUCCCCACCUAUACCCCCGCGGACGCUGCCGUUGCGUCGCGGAAGCUGUCCGAGAUCGUGCUCAACAAGAUCUUUGAGGCCGUUCCUGAGCUCGUUGGUGGCUCGGCCGAUCUGACCGGCUCCAACCUGACCCGCUGGAAGGGCGCCAUCGACCUCCAGCCCCCCGCGACCGGCCUCGGCACCUACGCCGGCCGGUACAUCCGAUUCGGUGUGCGCGAGCACGCCAUGGGCGCCAUCAUGAACGGUCUCGCUGCCUACGGCACCAUCAUCCCGUACGGCGGUACCUUCCUCAACUUCGUCUCGUACGCUGCCGGUGCCGUGCGUCUCUCUGCGCUCUCCCGCGUGCGCGCCAUCUGGGUCGCCACCCACGACUCGAUCGGUCUCGGCGAGGACGGCCCGACCCACCAGCCGAUCGAGGUGCUCACCCACUUCCGCGCGCUGCCCAACUGCAUGGUGUGGCGCCCGGCCGACGGCAACGAGACCAGCGCCGCGUACUACGUCGCCCUCGUGUCCAAGCACACCCCCAGCAUCCUCGCGCUUUCGCGCCAGAACCUGCCCCAGCUCGAGGGCUCCACCAUCGACAAGGCCAUCAAGGGCGGGUACGUCCUCCACGAGCAGGAGGGCGCCGACAUCACCCUGGUGUCGACCGGCUCCGAGGUGUCCAUCUGCAUCGACACCGUCAAGGAGCUCGCCGAGAAGCACAACAUCAAGGCCCGCGUGGUCUCGCUUCCCUGCUUCGAGGUGUUCGACAGCCAGUCCAAGGAGUACCGACUCAGCGUCCUCCCCGACGGCAUCCCGUCGCUGUCCGUUGAGGUCAUGAGCACCAUCGGCUGGGAGAGGUAUACCCACGAGCAGUUCGGCCUGAACCGCUUCGGUGCCUCUGGCGCGUACAAGGAUGUCUACAAGAAGUUCGAGUUCACCACCGAGGGCAUUGCCAAGCGCGCCGUCGCCACCAUCAACUUCUGGAAGGACGUGCCCAACAUCCGGUCGCCCAUCAACCGCGCGUUCCAGCAGAUCCUUUAG
Messenger RNA from Dichotomopilus funicola, 2058 nucleotides. RefSeq names its product putative transketolase. The record is from RefSeq and is a predicted model, not a curated record. Gene Ontology annotation, biological process: pentose-phosphate shunt. Bases 1 to 2058 code for a protein of 685 amino acids. The transcript has 6 exons. Gene Ontology annotation, molecular function: transketolase activity. Gene Ontology annotation, cellular component: cytosol; nucleus. Lineage: Eukaryota; Fungi; Ascomycota; Sordariomycetes; Sordariales; Chaetomiaceae.